This is a messenger RNA of Acytostelium subglobosum LB1, 1113 nucleotides long. RefSeq lists its product as hypothetical. Gene Ontology annotation, cellular component: plasma membrane. Gene Ontology annotation, molecular function: intracellularly calcium-gated chloride channel activity; volume-sensitive chloride channel activity. The transcript is spliced from 3 exons. The record is from RefSeq and is a predicted model, not a curated record. Lineage: Eukaryota; Evosea; Eumycetozoa; Acytosteliales; Acytosteliaceae. The annotation marks the transcript as partial.
GAAAUAUAUAACAAUAAUAAUAAUAAUAAUGAUUUAUUAGAUUAUAAUAAUACUGGAAUGUUUGCCAAUAUUAAUAACUUCACACUUUAUGGAUCGAAUCCAUUUAUUAAAUCGGUGUCUUCGGAAAAGAUGAGUGAAUAUGCCGGAUCAUUCUAUAACAAACUACCAAGAUACGAUAUCUACGCUAGAUCAAUCAACAACACAUUCAAUCCAAAUAAUUCCAGUUAUGUAGAGUCUGUACUACUCACUGGUGCACCAUUCGCUUUGGUAUCAUUAUUGGCAGUAUUGACAAUUGUAUUUACAUCAAUUGGAAUGAUUAUAUAUUGUAUUUGUAUCAGACCAAAGUCAAAGAUGCAUUACCAAAUUUGUUUCUUACUUGUUGGAAUGUUUACCAACUAUGAUUUGGACAAUGCCAUCAAUGUUUCAAUUGAUAAUCUACAGGCCAAUAUCCAGGAUCGAUCAAAUAUCGAGUCGAGAGUGGUGGAUGAGGCAGUGAAGCUAUCCAUCUAUCAUCAUCUACCUUAUGAUGCAUUCCAGGUGAUAUCCAUGACACAAGAUGUAUUGGAGUGGACAAACAAAUCGCAAGAGUACAUUCAUCACUAUGAACAGAUCAGAUAUGACUUUGUCGGCUCGUCCAUCAUGGCACUGUUGGCAGCGGUCGCGCUCGGACUCCUGGCCGUGCUGUUUAGGAGCCGAACGGUUAUGAUCAUCUUUGUCACGUUCGGUGUGAUAUUGAGCACCGUCCUAUGGGUCGUGCCAGCGGCCCAUGUACCAAUGGGUGUGGUCAUCAGCGAUAUAUGUCCACAACUACAGACGAUCGUUCAAGAGAAUGUUCCAGAGGAUGUCCAACCAUAUGUUAACUUCUUCCUAACAUGCAAUGACUCGACCAGUUUCCAAUUCGUCGAUGACAUGCUUGCCAGUGCAAUCCGUGACGAGGAGACCAAGCUCAACUAUGCAAUCAGACAUCACUAUCCCAAUGAUACCAUUGACCAGCUUCAAUUCAAGAUCGCAGAGCUCAAGAACUUGACCAUUGACUCCAAAGACAUCCUCAACUGCAAUAUUACAUCCAUAGCCUAUCUCUCAAUCCAGAACAUUGUUUGCAUUGAGAUACUG